GCCCAAAGGAGGAGGAGGAGGAGGAAGCCGCGGCGGCUCCUUGAACACGCCCGAGUUCAGCUCGGGGUCAGGCGGAGUUCGCGGCCCGGCCUUUACCUUUUCCGCCACCGCCGCUCCGCUCCCGGCACAUGGGGGCUCAAGCGCAGCAGCAGCAGCAGCAGCAAGAGCGAGCAGCGGCAGCCAAGAGGUCUGAGGCGCCGGUGAGGGGCGGGCGCCGCCGCCGCCGCUACCGCCACGGCAGUAGCGCAGCCCGCUAAGCCAUGCGCGUCCACACGGACCUCGCCUGCCUGGCUGACUCGACGGGGCUCCCGGGAGAGCGCGGCGCAGCGAUGCUGGACGCCUCGUCGGAGUCGGCAGGCCACUCCCGGCAGCUGCUGCUGCAGCUCAACGCACAGCGCACCAAGGGCUUCCUGUGCGACGUGAUCCUGGUGGUGCAGAACGCGCUCUUCCGCGCGCACAAGAACGUGCUGGCGGCCAGCAGCGCCUACCUCAAGGCCCUGGUGGUCCACGACAACCUCAUCAACCUGGACCAGGAGAUGGUCAGCCCGGGCGUCUUCCGCGCAGUCCUCGACUUCAUCUACACGGGCCGCCUGGGCGACUCUGACGGCGUCGGCGGCGGAGAGGGAGAGCCCAGCCUGGGCGCCGUGUUGGCCGCCGCUAGCUACCUGCAGAUCCCAGACUUGGUGGCCUUGUGCAAGAAGAAGCUCAAGCGUUCGGGCAAGUACUGCCAGCUCCGCGGCGGCUACUCGCCCUUUGGCAAGCUGGCGCGCGGCCUGCGCGCCGCUACGCCCGUCAUCCAGAGCUGCUACGCGCCCCCGGGGCUGCCGCCGCGCCCCGCAGAGCCGCUCAGCACCCACUGCGGGGAGCUCUACGCCGCAGCCUCCGCGCACCCUCAUGGGGCCGGUCUAUGCCCCCCGGAGCGCCUCUGCUCCCCACUCUGCGGCCUCGACCUCUCCAAAAAGAGCCCCAACGGGCCCUCGCCGCAGCUGCCCGCCCCGCCGCCGCCGCCGGAGAGCCGUCUGCGCGCCACCAUGGAGGGUCGCGAGAACGCCAGGCCCGAGAGCCCCGCCUUGCUGCCCAACCACUCGGCCUUCGGGGAGGCGGCCCCUUCGCAGCUGCAGGCGCCCUUCCACCACCUCCUGCACCACCACCGCGGAGGCAGCCCCGGGUCGGAGCCGUCGGGGCGCGCCGGCGAGGUGGCGCCGCCGGAGUUCUUCUACCGCUGGAUGAAGCACGAGCCGCUGGUGGGCGGCUACGUGGAGGACGACGACGAGGACGACGACGAGGGCGGGGGCGAUUGCCGGGGAGGGCGGCGGGACAAGGAGGGCGAGCUGGACCACAAGCCCGAGUCGCCCUCCUCGCAGGAGCAGCCGCCGCGGCGCUAUCCGAGCUUGGAAAGCGGCGGUGGAGGCGAGCCCGACGGGGAGGACCUGGAGAACGACAAGAGCACGAGCGAGGAGACGGGCUGCAGCAGCGGAGGGCCUUCCCCGGCCGGCGGCAGCCUGGAGCGCUACCUGGGCUACGAGCCGGAGAGCUUCGGCGGCGACAACCUGUACGUGUGCAUCCCGUGCGGGAAGGGCUUCCCGUCGUCGGAGCAGCUGAACGCGCACGUCGAGGCGCACAACGAGGAAGAGGAGCUGUACCGCAAGGAGGCUGCCGAGGCAGCUGCUGCCGCCGGGCACGGUUCUCCCUUUCUGGACAAACCUCUCCCGCCGUCGUCGCUGCCGCAGCAGCAGCAGGGGCCUCCGCCACCGCCGGUGCCGUCGGGGGCGUGCGACCUGCUGCGCCCUUACCGCUGCUCGUCCUGCGACAAGGCCUACAAGGACCCGGCCACGCUGCGGCAGCACGAGAAGACGCACUGGCUGACGCGGCCCUACCCCUGCUCCAUCUGCGGCAAGAAGUUCACGCAGCGCGGCACCAUGACCCGCCACAUGCGGAGCCACUUGGGCCUCAAGCCUUUCGCGUGCGAGGCGUGCGGGAUGCGCUUUACGCGCCAGUACCGCCUGACGGAGCACAUGCGCAUCCACUCCGGAGAGAAGCCCUACGAGUGCCAGGUGUGCGGGGGCAAGUUCGCCCAGCAGAGGAACCUGCUCAGCCACAUGAAGAUGCACGCGGCGGCGGCGGCGGCGGCUGCAGCGGCGGCGGCGGCGGGCCCCGACGGCAAGCUCAAGCUGGACUUCCCCGAGGGCGUGCUGGCCAUGGCGCGCCUGGCGCAGCAGCAGCAGCACGACAAGGAGCUGCUCAGCCACACGUCGCACUUCCUGGCUGCCGCCGCCGACCCCAAGGCCGCCAUGGAGGGCCUCUACCUCGGGCUCAGCCCCGACAAGGCGGCCGAGGUGCUCGCCCAGGGAGCCGCGGCUGCUGCAGCUGCCGCCGCCGCCGCUGCCCACCUGCACAACGACCACCACGCCCGGACCAUAGAGCGCUUCUCACCCCCCUGACGACCCCCGCACCACCCCCUCCACCCACGGACCGGGGCUUGUUGGGGAGGGGAGGGGGCUCCCCCAAGUUGUUUGGGUGUGUGUGAGAGUGCCUUUGUGUUCUGCCCAGGAGAGGGGGUGAGCCUUGCCCCCACUGCGGGGGAGAAGGACAGCUUCCUCACCCAAAGUGACCUGCCGCAGCCACCCCAAGGGAACAGGCCAGCCCCCUCUUCUUGGUGAUGAGGGAGGGGACGUCAUGGAGUCGUCGUCCUCUCCCCCCAACCUCUCGUGAAGCCAAAGCUCACCCCACUCUCUCUUCUCUAUUUCUGUUCUCUGCCAAGCUGUGGAGCUGCCGCCCCCACGCCCCCCAAACGGAAUUGUGAAUUUGUCCCUACCUCAGAUACAAAUCCCCCCCCGUAGCCGUAGAGUUGGAAGGAAGGACCCAAAGACUCACCGAGUCCAACCUCAUUGCUGGUUUUUUCUUUUUGUUUUUGGUGGGGAGGGUGAGAAGAGUCUCCCCCUCCAAGUGGCCUCUGUCACCUGUCAGCUGAUCUCGCCAUUGGGCAAAAGGAACAUGUUCCUGCUGGGGCCUGACAGCCUCUGCAAGUCUCAGUGCUCUACCAGAAAGGAGCCCCCCAGGGGUGGAAAACUAGUGCAGCAGGGAAAAAAGUGUGCCUGAUAAACUUUCUCCUAGUUUUCUAGGUGCAGGGAGAUUAUAAUUUGACACGCUAGUUUUUUUGGGGGGGGGUGGCUUAUAAAUGUUUCCCCGACCCUUAAAUUUGAAGUGGUGCAAUUCAGAAAGAUAUCCCAGCUUUUUUUGGAAACAUGGGAGAGCUCUCUCUCCUCAAGGAGAGAAGGGAAUCUUGCCCGCCCAAACUGCAAAAGAUCUCUAGUUGUCAGACUUGUAGGGAUCUGCUCAGGAAAGGGGCCUUGGUGCAAUUCUCAGGAAUUGGGACAUAUGGUUUUUUGGGUUUUGUUUUUUUUGCAAACCCUAAAGCUCUUAAAAGCUUUAACAACAAAGUGACAAUCAGUGGUGCUUCCCCCACGCCUUAAAGCCCCCCCCUCCCUUGAGUGCCCAGGGUUUUGAGUUGGGAGGAAAAGAAGCAGGCUAAUAAAUUGUAAAGUAUAUCCAGAGAGCACCUUGAGGACUCCCCCCCCCCUUGCUUGGGAGGUGAGGCCUGUGUGUCAUGGGCCUGAUCCCACCAACUCCAUUCCUUCUCCCUUCAGGAGUCAAACCUACGGUAGAGGCUGCCCUCUGCCCCUCCAGAAAUGGCCAGGAGGUUGUGCUCCUGACUGCCUUUUUCUCUGCCCCCAAGCUUUUCCUGUGGGGCAGUCCCACAUUUCUACCUGUCUCAAUUAGGGGAAGCCCCAGAGGCGUCCUUUGGGAAGGCCUGGACUUUAGCAAAGAGGACAGAAGCUCUGUUGGGUCUACAGUUGAAGAGCCUUGUGGCCCCCAGAAACCUUUGUGGACUCUGGUUCCCAGUGCUCAGUGGGGUAUCAGUGGCCAGAGAAAGGAGGGUGAGAGGGAGGGCGACUGUCCACAGAAUGCACAGAGUACCAUGUCGGUGGUCUCUGUUUAUGCUGCGUACAUUUCAGCUGCCCAGAGACAGUGUCCUUUUCGCAUCUUAUAGACAUGUGUCCCUCUAUAACCAGAUAUCUUGACGCACUGAAUUGUCACCCUAUGCCUUCAAACCACCACACCUGUUGAUUUCCUGCCUGUCACAAUGGGCAGGGCGGGGAUAGGACAACAGGUGUGGAAGCCUUAAAUCUUGAAAGCGUGAGAAUCCCUCUUGGCAUGGGACCCAACCCCUUCGGGUUCAAGGUUUACACAGAGCUCCGCAAUGUGCCUUCCUGCAGAACUAGGGAGUGAGAAACUCCUGGCUCUGCAGAUGUCGCUAGAAUCCCAACCCCCCUAAUCCCUUUCCAGGCUGGCUGCUGCGCAGUGACUUUGGGAAGGUGGUGAAGCUCCCAAGUGCAGCCAAGAGUCCAAGCGUCCGGAAGUCUUUUUCACAAAUCCUGUGUGGUGGCUGUGGGGGCAGAGCAUGGCGCAGGAUGUCCUGAAGUUCCCUGCAUCCCUUUUGGCAACAGGUGACUGGAUGCCCUGGGCCUCACCUGAGCAAGCACUUAACUCUCCCCUCAACCUCUUUUGCAAUGUGAAUAGGAGAGGGGGCCCUCACUCCCCUUCUCCCCCUACUAAAGACUCCACACAGCUGUGACCAAGGGGCCGUGAUGGUGUGUGUGUGUGUGUGUGUGUGCGUGUUCCUUCUUAUCACAAAGGGUCCCUCUCCCUUUGAAUCAGCUCCAUCCCAGUCUUCCACCCCCAAGUCCCGUCUUCCACUGUCUCACUUGGAGCCAAAGAUUAUUUUGGGGUAUUUGUGUGUGUGGUUUGGGGGAUGCCCUCCUCCUCUCUCCCCCAAGGACUGUUUGACAAAGACAAAACACUCCCUAGAUUGUCAGCUCUGUUGACGGCGGGAUGGGCAUCCCCACGGCAGCCCCUUCCAUCUUUGGGGUGCAGGAGGGCAAGCCAAGCUUGGACCAGUGCAUGUAUUGCCAGACUCUCUUUGCACUUAUGGGGAGAGGGUGGGGUGGGGGUUGUGGGGCAAGAUGUGCCCUUUGCCUUCAGGCCCUGCCAGAACAGCUGCCCCCCCCUUCCCCUCCAACUCUUUUUUAACCAAAGGUCAGGUUAAGAUGUGAAUCUUCCUUUUACCUCUUUUUGCACACACAACCUCCCACCUGCCCCCCCCCAAGCGUGGGGCUGGGCCUUCUUUGUCUGAGCCAGCUGCCCCCCAACCCUGCCAAGUCCUGGGAGGACACAGCACACCCCCCCCAACACAAAGUAUUCAAAAGGGGGGCAGCCUGCUGUGCCCACCGUAGCAUUUUGUACAUGGGAUGUGCCUUGCCCCCUUUCGUUUUAUACCAGAAAUAAAUAAAAAAACCAUGAAAAAAAACCUCAACAGCAAUAAAAGUUUUCUUUUGACACCACAAGGCUGCUUCUGCUUCCUCGGGG
Molecule: messenger RNA, 5427 nt
Organism: Zootoca vivipara (common lizard)
Lineage: Eukaryota; Metazoa; Chordata; Lepidosauria; Squamata; Lacertidae
Gene: HIC1
Product: HIC ZBTB transcriptional repressor 1
Biological process (GO): regulation of transcription by RNA polymerase II
Cellular component (GO): nucleus
Molecular function (GO): protein binding; DNA-binding transcription factor activity, RNA polymerase II-specific
Source: RefSeq, a predicted model, not a curated record